GCAUCUUUUGUAGCUCAGUCCCGCCCACCCAGAAAGUGACGUCACGCCUAUCGAACACGGGAGCUCUGCAAGCGCUCUUACUUCGUCCCCACUUUCAUAACAACAAUGUCCGUCACGGAGGUUUUGUUGGGGCUUCCGUCCGGCUGCUUUGUGCAGUACUCGGUCGCUCUGCUUUGCCUCCUGGCUGUCGUCUACAAAGCCAUCGUCCUGCUUCAACGCAGACGACAAGCCUCUCGGAUCGACGAGGUGUUCCUGGGACCACCGAGACAUUGGUUGUUCGGACACGCCCUCCAGUUCAAACAAGAUGGGACUGACUUGGACACGCUGGUGAAGUGGGGGGUGCAGUACCCCUAUGGAUUCCCUUUGUGGUUCGGUCCCCUUGUUUGUUACUUCAACGUCCACCAUCCAGAUUAUGUAAAAAGCAUACUGACGACAACAGAGCCAAAAGAUGAUUUUUUGUAUAUCUUCCUAAAGACCUGGAUGGGCGACGGCUUACUGGUGUCUAGAGGUCGGAAAUGGUUCCGCCACAGGAGGCUCCUGACGCCGGGUUUCCAUUACGAUGUGCUGAAAUCGUACACAAGACUGAUGUCGGAUUCAACCAAAACUAUGUUGGACAAAUGGGAGCUUUAUUCAAGCAGCGGCGAGUCCUUCGAGCUGUUCAAACAUGUGAGCCUCAUGGCGCUGGACAGCAUUCUGAAGUGCGCGUUCAGCUACGACAGCAACUGUCAGACCGAGAGCGGAACAAACAUCUACAUCAAAUCCGUGUAUGAGCUCACUGAUUUGAUCAACUUGCGCCUGCGGAUCUUUCCUUACCACAACAACCUCGUAUUCUACCUCAGCCCGCAUGGCUUCAGGUACAGGAGAGCUUGCAAGGUGGCUCACAGUCAUACAGAGGACGUGAUAAAAAAGCGCAAAGAAGCAUUAAAGGGAGAGGCAAAGCCUGAGAACAUCAAAAAGAAGAGAAACAUGGACUUUUUGGACAUUCUUCUCUUAGCAAGAGAUGAGGACCAGCAGGGACUAUCGGAUGAAGACAUACGAGCGGAAGUGGACACCUUCAUGUUCGCGGGCCAUGACACAACCGCCAGUGGCAUUUCCUUCAUCCUCUACAGCCUUGCCUGCCACCCGGUACACCAGCAGAAGUGCAGGGACGAGGUCACUCAGGUCAUGGACGGCAAGGACAACAUUGAGUGGGAGGACCUCAGCAAAUUGCCGUACACCACCAUGUGCAUUAAAGAAUCCCUCAGGCUAUACCCGCCUGUGCCGGGUAUCGCCAGAAAAACGACCAAAGCCAUUACGUUUUUUGAUGGCCGGACUUUGCCAGCAGGGUCAUUAGUUGGGACAAGUGUGUUUGCACUGCACAGGAAUUCAACGGUUUGGGAGAACCCUCAUGUGUUUGACCCACUUCGGUUCCUGCCGGAGAACACUUCCCAGAGGUCUCCACAUGCAUUCGUGCCGUUCUCCGCUGGGCCCAGGAACUGCAUCGGUCAGAACUUCGCCAUGAACGAGAUGAAAGUGGUCGUGGCUUUGACGCUGAGGAGGUUCCACCUGAUAGAGGACCCCGCCAUGAAGCCCAAGCUCAUCCCUCGACUGGUGCUUCGCUCCAUCAACGGCAUCCACAUCAGGAUCAAAGCGGUGGAUACUUGAGACCUCCACAACGACUGAUUCAUUGAAUUUCUUAAGAAAAUUCUACACAUGCAUAAAUAAAGUCAACACUACACUAAAAAAAAAAAAAAAAAUUACAGUAUAAUUUGGAUAUAAAUUAUUUACAGUAAAUUGAAAUUGUUAUUUUUACGACAAAACUCCGGCGACUGAGCCGCCUUUUUUUUUUUGUUUAAGCAUAAAAUCUAAGGUCCUUCUUUUACAGUGCAUUACUGUAAAUCAAUCAAUCAAUGUUUAUUUAUAUAGCCCUAAAUCACAAGUGUCUCAAAGGGCUGCACAAGCCACAACGACAUCCUCGGUUCAGAUCCCACAUCAGGGAUCACCGUUCAUUUUAAAUUAAAAUCCUGGGGACUGCUCUUCUGGUUUUCUUACCGUAAAAUCUACAAGUUGUUUUUUUUAUAGUGCUUUACUGUAAAUGGAAAAAUUUUGGCAACUGGGCUGCCAGUUUUUUUUUACCGCAAAAUCCGUGGUGAUUUUGUUUCGCAGUGCAAUAGUAUCGAUGGAAAAUUAUAUCACUGUUAAUUGUGUGCUUCCAGUUUGCUUAACAUAACAUUUCCAGUCGUUUUUACAGUAGUAAUACAGUAAAUAUAAAAAACUACCAAAAUUCUGGCGACUGAGCUGACCGUUUUAUCACCGUAAAAUCUAUGGUAAUUUUUUUUUACAGUGCAUUACUGUAAAUGGAAAAAUGGUGCCAUUGUUAUUUUUAAGAUAAAAUUUUGGCAACUGAGUCGUUUAAAUAUAAAAACUACCAAAAUUCUGGCGACUGAGUCGACCGUUUUAUCACCGUAAAAUCUAUGGUAAAAAUUUUUUUACUGUGCAUUACUGUAAAUGGAAAAAUGGUGCCAUGGUUAUUUUUACGAUAACAUUUUGGCGACUGAACUGCCAGCUUUUUUUGCCGUAAAAUCUGCAGUCAUUUGGUUUUAAAGUAAAUGGAAAAAAACGGUACAACUGCAUUCAAAUGUAGGGUCGUUUUUAAGGCUAAUUACAGUAAAUAAAAAAACGGUACUAUUACUGUUAUAUUUACAGUAAAAAUCGUUUUUUUUACGUUUUUUUUUUUUUUUUUACCAGAAAAUCUAUGGUCAAUUUUCUACAGUGGCGUUACUGUAAAUGUAAAACAUUACAACUGUUAUUUUUGCUGUCUAAUCCACAGUCAGCCCCCAAAUUGACGGAGAUAUAUAUAUAUUUUCAUAUAUCCAUAUUUUUGUGUUACUUCUUUAUUUUCAUAGUCAUAUUACAAAUAGCUAAUGUUCCAUAUUGUACUCUUUUGCUUUUCUAAUAAUCUAAUGACAAAGUGCUUUUGCACUGGGGUCGGCCUUGAGGUAGAAGGCAGAGAGGAGGAAUCCUCCUUGCUUCCCUUCCCAGGCCGACUCUAGAUAAGAGACACAAUGAACAUGUGUUUGGGGUGAGAGAGAUGAGGGCGGGGGGAGAUAUUGAAGAAGAGAGUUUUCCGUGAUGUUUUCCAGAUCAUCUUUGGCUACGCAUUUGUAUGUGUUGUUCGAGGCUGGUCUCUAUUCUCAAAUAUUUGAAAAUAAAUUACAAAAUACCUAUUCUGUCCUGGUGGUCAAUUUGAGCUCAGUUUAUGUCAUCAAAAGAACUUGGGAGUGACCAGCAUUUUAAAUUCCCCUUGGA
Entelurus aequoreus (snake pipefish) is the source of this 3288-nucleotide messenger RNA. RefSeq names its product cytochrome P450 4B1-like. Lineage: Eukaryota; Metazoa; Chordata; Actinopteri; Syngnathiformes; Syngnathidae. The record is from RefSeq and is a predicted model, not a curated record. The transcript has 12 exons. Bases 106 to 1644 code for a protein of 512 amino acids. Gene Ontology annotation, molecular function: heme binding; monooxygenase activity; iron ion binding.